Manis javanica (Malayan pangolin) is the source of this 1676-nucleotide messenger RNA. NCBI's taxonomy places the organism in Eukaryota, Metazoa, Chordata, Mammalia, Pholidota, Manidae. The record is from RefSeq and is a predicted model, not a curated record.
UGGGCUUCUGCUAGCCUUCCAUACUCUGAGCUUGAGGUUCUUGGUGUUUUAGUGUUUGUGUCGGCCCUUUUUUGUUUCCUCUUUUUUGUUCUCUUUCCCCAGGCCUUUUAACUUUUAAGACCCAUGUAAGUUGUUAGACCUUCAUAUUAUUCUUUUACCUUAAGAAAUGCUUCUCUUAUCCUUUCUCCACUUCUAACCCUAUUUAUUUGCUCUUUGGAAUAGAAAUUCUCUCAAGGACGUCUCUGUGCUCCAAAUCGCAAUUCCUCUUUUUCUAUUCUCUUGAGAUCAUUCCAACAUGGCUAUUGCUCUCCUUCUCUCCCGAAAUUCUCCUGUUAGUGUUGCCAGUGUGGAUCAUUCUCCAUUAUUAACGUGUUUGACCUAUCAGUAACCCUUGCACCAGUUGAUUACUACUCCCUUCUCCAUGAUGUAUUUUCCUCCCGUGAUUUCCAGGACACCACACUCUUGGUUUUCCUUUUAUUUCAUUGGUUGGACCUUCUCAGUCUUCUUUAUGUUCUUCCUGAUCGCUUAUUGUUGAAGUGUUCUAGGGCUUAAUAUUUGGUUUUCUGAUUUUCCUCUUUCUACACUUCAUUUUGAUGAUAACGGUGAACAGAAUGGAGAGAAAAAUAAGCAGAAUCUGUCUUGCUUCUGAACCUGGUAUAAUUCAUUUCCUACAAAUUGCUUGGGAGAAAACACUAGGAUCUGGUUUUGUUAUUACACUUACUGAUGGCCAGUCAGCAUGGACGGGGACAGUUGGUGAAUCAGAGAUUUCCAGAGAAGCCAGUGACAUGACAAUGGAAAAAGAACAAUAUGUUGAUGAACUAAGAAAAGGAUUGGUGUCAGGAGUAGGACCAGCUGGUGCAUACAAGUUUAAUUUUUCUAAAGAGUCUUGUCAUUUCUUCUUUGAGAAAAACCUGAAAGAUAUUUCAUUCAGACUUGGUUCCUUCAAUCUAGAGGAAGUUGCAAACCCAGCUGAGGUCAUUAGAGAACUUAUUUGUGACUGCCUGGACAUCAUUGCAAUAAACCAAGCCAAAAAUGAGCACCUGCAGAAAGAAAAUGAAAGGCUUCUGAGAGAAUGGAAUGAUGUCCAAGGACGGUUUGAAAAAUGUGUGAGUGCUAAGGAAGCUGUGGAAAGUGAUCUUUAUAAUCGGUUUAUUCUGGUGCUGAAUGAGAAGAAAGCAAAGAUCAGAAGCUUAAAUAAAUUGUUAAAUGAAGUUCAAGAACGAGAAAAAAACAUCGAGCAAGAAAGGGAAACAACAUGUUCUGAAAUGUCUGCUGACAGAGAUGCAAUCUACAAUGAAAGUACAGAUGAGGAAAGUGGAAACGUGCCUGCUCCCUCUGCGUUAGCUCCAGCUUCUUUGAGGAGAGAUGAGUCCAUUGUUUCAAGUCCUGAUGUCACUGAUACUGCACCAAGUAGGGAGAGGAGACAGCAGAUGCAAAAAUAUCCUGGGACAGAACCUAAAAUGGCUUCUCAGGAACAUGAGCUUCUAGAAAUGAAAAAGACUGAUCCUCCAGUACCUGAGAUGUUGGGAAAAGAGCACAGCUCAGCUGAAAACAUGUCUUUAGAAACUCUAAGAAACAGUAGUCCAGAAGACCUCUUUGAUGAGAUUUAACUGUCUUAAAAGAGCUCUGAUGUUCACCAGACUAUGUUUUCUGUUCAUUAAACUGUAAAAGCAAAA